UCUUGGGUCUGUUGGCAUUGCCUCUGAUUAAAAUGUGACUAAAGUCAGCAACCACUAGAUGCCUUUUGGAAUACUUUAAUUUAAAUGAAUGAAUUUAUUUGUUUAGAGCGUAAACAGUCAAGUCUUGAGGGACUCCACUUUUCAAAUGCAACUGCAAAAGUCCAUAAUUGUCCUCCUUUAUGGUUGAAGUAGAUGAAUCGAACAUGACGUCUGAAUUAUUUUGCAGAAAACAUUUUCAGUUUCCUGUUGACUUUUAUUUUAGCCUGAGUAGCUGAUGCAUAUUCAUAGCUGAAAAGUGGAAGUGGUGGGAAGGUACCACAUUACACCGCUCUGAAGCCACAUCCUGAGUCACUGUGCUGACAGUGACGCCUUUAGCUUGCUGCUUGAGCGUUCUUCCACUCAGUCUUCAGGCGUCAAUGCUUUAGUGAUUCCCACACCGACUUCACUCAACAAGUUGUAGAAAUUCUCGUUAAAAAAGCCUCUUCUGCUGUGUUUUCCCCUGCCUGCCCAACUUCUGAUAACAGUGAGUCAUCCCCAUGGCUCCUCCACCUCUGUUCCUAUCAUUACUGUGGGGUCUCACGUUAUUUCUUGGUGGAGCAGCUGCAUCUGUCUGCAAUGUCACCUGCACCACUGACUACAAUGAGAAGCUAAACUGCUCCUGCUCAGACUCUGUGCCAGCGCUUCCUGUUAUUCUUAAUGUGACUUGCAGAAGUUUUGAUACAGUGUUAAAAGUCAGCUGUGAGAUCAAGCCACCUCAGUCCUGGUGCAUAAUCCUUGAGGAUCUCACCUACGUUGCAUCUUCUGACACAACCUGCACUGCUGCAGCCAGUCAGCCUGGCAGCGAGGAGUUUAUGGAUCCCAGUGAGUCAUCCAGCUGGGAGCUCUCUAGUGUGGUGAAACCUGAGCCUCCUUUUGAUGUCAAAGUGGCAAACGCCACAGACUCUGGAAUCUACAACAUUACCUGGAGCGGCAACAAAAUAUUCUGUGUCAUAGGCAGAGUCCGCAUAAGAAAUGCUAAAGACCCAUUUCAGGAUCCAAUCUAUGUGUAUUUACAGGGAAGUGAGAAGUACUAUGAGCUGGAUCAGGAAAAUCUGCAACCCGAUGCCGCCUACAUUGUGAACAUUCAGGAAAAAGUCUGUCCUGAUUCUUACAUGCAAGGCCCAUGGAGUGAAUGGAGUUCUGGUGCUGAGUUGCGCACAGCCACACCGUAUACAGAUGUAAAAGGAAUUAACAUUUACUGGGUUUAUUUCUCAAUGCCCAUCAUUCUCAUCCUCGCCCUCCUGUUAUUGGGAUACCUACAAAAACCGUGUUGGCAGAAGAAACUCAGAAUGAUUACAUACAUCCCCAGACCCAACGAAUAUUUCAAGCCUCUCUACCAAAACUACGAAGGCAAUUUUAAGGAGUGGGUGAAGCCUGUGUUCAGUGAGUACGAUUACCUCAAGAUCACCACAUGUGUAACGAUGUAUAGCGAGAAUCGGAGCGAAAUCCUCCACUGGAGCAACGAGAAGCUAAGCUACAACGAGGACAACAAAGUGAAAGAUGGUGGUCCCUUCUAUCAUGCUCCACAGUUUUCCAACAACCUGCUGCUGCACUUCCAGGACAGCAGCACAUCACAUGGCACCGUCCACUCCACGGGAAAUAUCUCUAUCAACACUGUGACCCUAUCUGGAGAAGAGUUCGAGGAGGAAGUCACAUCACAGAGCUCGCUCAGAAGUUACCAGGAUGGGAAAAGCUUUGGCUCAUUUGAUGAUACCAACAGGGAGCAUGCUCCUUACGAUUUAGGGGAAUCACAGGUUUCCCGGUUGAACCGGCACAGUGGGAUAUCACUACGAGAAAACCAACUUGCCAAUGAUUUAAUACUGGAGAACCAAAACUUUCAGCCAGAUGCUGAGCUUAACGAAGCCGAGAGGGUGUCGCUGGACUCAUUUGCCUCAAAUGAACAGUCGGAGGAUGGCUACCCGCAUGUGGACCUGGACACCAUCGAUAGUGGUUUCGGAGAGUGCAGUAGCCCUGGAGCCUCGGACUCAAACUCAAACUCAUUUCCUGACCACAAACACUUAAAUUCAAACUAUGUCAAGCAGUGGAUGAUAUGUAGUACAAUUCAGGAAAACUCCAGCAAUUUGAACAAUGAACUCAAGGGGACGCAGUGAGAAUGACUUCUGGUUUACAGCUGAAGUUAAAAGAGUCAUUUUGCUUGAGCACUAUCUACACAAUCUGUUCAUUUGUCACCUUUCUCUAUAAUAAAAAGGUUUUACAGAAGUCUGUUUAUUGCUAAUUUAAUGGAACUGAGAUACUUGUAUGAUUUAAAUGAGACAGUUUUUUAGCUUUGCCUUUAUUUGUACAGAUAAUCAAACAAGUGGUUUCAGUCUCAAAAAAGACAUGUUCUUAACUGUACAGGAUGCAAAUGUUUAUAUAUGUAAGUUAAUGUAUAAAUUCAAACAAAGAAACAACUAUCA
Messenger RNA from Girardinichthys multiradiatus, 2456 nucleotides. RefSeq names its product interleukin 21 receptor, tandem duplicate 1 (gene il21r.1). NCBI's taxonomy places the organism in Eukaryota, Metazoa, Chordata, Actinopteri, Cyprinodontiformes, Goodeidae. The coding region runs from base 537 to 2150 and encodes 537 amino acids. Gene Ontology annotation, biological process: cytokine-mediated signaling pathway; immunoglobulin mediated immune response. Gene Ontology annotation, molecular function: protein binding; cytokine receptor activity. The transcript is spliced from 9 exons. Gene Ontology annotation, cellular component: external side of plasma membrane. The record is from RefSeq and is a predicted model, not a curated record.